CAGCAGGAAGUUUACCCUACUUAGUUUUAGUUGAAAUCUUUUCAGAGAUCGAAGAAAAUUCACCAAACAGAUAUCAAACACUUUUCUCAUGUUCCCUAGUAAACCGUUAUUGGUGUCGUCAUGCACUUCCAUUCCUCUGGCGUCGUCCAUUCAACUGUCGUCCGGAAAACUAUGCAAAACUGAUUUCAAUCUACUUACAGUUUAUCGAUCCCGACGACUUGACUCUUCUCGAUCUUGACAUUACCCUUCCUUCUUCGUCACCUUCCUCACUUUUACUUCAUUACCCAACGUUCAUAAAACACAUCGACUUUUGUCAUUUUUUUGAUGCGGUACAGAGGUGGAUGACCACCGAUGCCGACUUCAAGAAAGGAAAAAACAGGUGGAACUGGAAACCACAGUGGUUUCAUCGUGAGAUCCCGAUCAGUCAAGAAGUUUUCUCGAUCAUUAAACGUGGAUUUGUUGAUGCGCUGUUGUUAAGUUUCAUCAAGAGUGGUGCGAGAGUGAACAGCAUCGCGUUUUCGCCGCAGAAUAACGAGAUGUGUUUGGACGAGGUUUUGUGGCCGUUUGAGGAGAAUGUGAAUGAGCUGGUGGGAAAUGUGAAUUCAGUGUCGAUUUCGGGAAUGUUUCAAAAAGAACAAGUCUUUGAAGAAUUGGCGAAAGUUUGUAACAAUGUGCAAAAUAUGGAAGUAACAAUUGAAGGAAACGCCGAUAAUUACGGCGCUCAACUUCCUACUGAAUACAUACAACUUGGAAACCUCAUUCAAUCACAAAAAAAUCUAAUCUCACUCGAUUUAACACUUCGAGAAAAAAAUCGAGAAUUCAUCGAUCUUCUCUUGCCCUCGAUUUGGUGCACUGCCUCCACAUUAAAACAUCUUCGUUUAUGUACCGCCGAUUUCCGUAAUGUCAGGCAACCAUUAUUCGGAUUGGCCACGUGUAAUAAACUAGAGUCGUUGGAAUUUCGUUAUUGUAAGGGGCUAACGAACGAUUUCGUUGCGCCGUUUGUUGGGAAUGGAGCAUUGAAAAAGUUGGAAAAAGUUCGAGUGUUGGGCAGUUGUUGCUCGAUUUUGGCGAGUUGGAGUGAGGAAAAGUGUCGUGUUGCUGGUGGCAUUAUGCGUUGA
Molecule: messenger RNA, 1118 nt
Organism: Ambispora leptoticha
Lineage: Eukaryota; Fungi; Glomeromycota; Glomeromycetes; Archaeosporales; Ambisporaceae
Source: the annotation of a GenBank genome assembly